AUGUCGGGCCGCGGGAAGCAGGGAGGCAAAGCGCGUGCUAAGGCCAAGUCGCGCUCGUCCCGUGCCGGCCUCCAGUUCCCCGUCGGCCGCGUCCACCGCCUGCUGCGCAAGGGCAACUACGCCGAGCGCGUGGGCGCUGGGGCGCCCGUCUACCUGGCUGCUGUCAUGGAGUACUUGACAGCCGAGAUCCUGGAGCUGGCGGGCAACGCCGCCCGCGACAACAAGAAGACACGCAUCAUCCCGCGCCACUUGCAGCUCGCCGUCCGCAACGACGAGGAGCUCAACAAGCUUCUCGGCGGCGUCACCAUCGCGCAGGGCGGCGUGCUACCCAAUAUCCAGGCCGUGCUGCUGCCCAAGAAGACUGAGAGCCAUAAAGCUAAGGGCAAGUGAGGGCUCUGCAAAGACUGACCAGUUCAGUCAGCAGGCC
Molecule: messenger RNA, 427 nt
Organism: Rhea pennata
Lineage: Eukaryota; Metazoa; Chordata; Aves; Rheiformes; Rheidae
Product: histone H2A type 2-C-like
Exons: 1
Coding region: 1-390 (129 amino acids)
Biological process (GO): heterochromatin formation
Cellular component (GO): nucleosome; chromatin
Molecular function (GO): protein heterodimerization activity; DNA binding; structural constituent of chromatin
Source: RefSeq, a predicted model, not a curated record